AUGCCGAACAAUAUGGAUAGUAGGUCAUUUAAGAGAGAAGAAUAUAGCUCGUUUAACGAAAUAACCGCGGAAUCCUCUACUUCGUCAGAAAUAGAACUAAUCGAAAAUGAUGACAGUUUACUAUCUGAUGCAGAUGAACAUGAUUAUUUGUUGUCGGAACAAGAUAAUGAAUGUACAGACAUAUCACAUUUGGAUUUAACUUGCGAUGAUGAAAUCAUAAGGAUUAAUGUGGAAGAUGAGGACUUUAUGUCAACUGAUGCGACGAUGGAAUAUAACGAAGAAUUAGAAGAAAUAACUAUGAACACAAUGCAGGUUGAGAAUAUGGUUGGAGAGGUUCUAAUAGGAAGGAAUGAUGAAUUUUCUUCUAGUCAUCUGAAUGAAGAACCGAAUGAAGAGCAACUUGAUGAAUAUACCCAUCUCGGAAAUAUUACACAACAUGAUGCACAAUUCGAUGAUAUUACCAAUCAAGGGAUUACAAUCCAUCAAGAUAUAGAAUCCGAUGAUUACACUCAACAUGGAGAUAUAAUCCAACACGAUGUGCAUUCCAGAGAAUAUACGUAUCAUGGGAAUAUAAUCGAUUACAAUGCUCAAUCCGAAAAUGGUACCUAUCAUGCGAAUAUUAUCCGACGCGGCCCAUAUACAAUAAUAGAAUUUGAUCGUAUGGAAUUGCAUUACAAUUAUAGCAUUUUAAAAUUAUGGGAUACAAUAAAGGAGAGGAGAUUAGGUGAUGAACUAACAAACCCAGAAGAUCUUAUAGAGGACAAAAUAGUGUAUCAUAUAUAUAAUUUCUUCCACUCUCUCGAAAGAUGUAAAUAUUUUUCUCUUAAAAAUAAAUUAAAUAAAUUGUGCGACUAUAUUGUAAGAAAGUACAAUGUGCCAACGGAAGUUAAAGUCCAUGAAUGGGAUAUGACAAUUUCGUACAUCUUAAGUGAUCUAUUAAAAAAGGACGCCCAGGAUUAUUUCGAAUUAUGUGAUCUAAUUGAAAAUGGAAUGUGUGAGAGAUUGAAGUUCGUCCAAUUUAUUAAUGAAAAAAAAAGGUCAUGGAGUAUGUCUACGAAUAUGAUAUUUCGAUCAUGGGCAGACGUCUUGGCUUUGAAAUUGAUCAUUCAUGCUCAAUAAUAAGAUAUUUUGGAGAAGUGAGCUCAGCUCAUUUAUCUAUGAGAGCAUAAAUAGAGUAUAUGCAUAUACCCUGACUUCUUUCAGUAUAUAUAGCAGGGAAUGCAUCUGUAAACAUGUAUGUACAUAUAUUUAAAUGCGUGUUUAUCAGAAUAGCGAUGGUGUUGGGGACGAUGUAAAAGUAGUGCCUUCUGUCAUGUGCAUAUGCUGAUUCAUCAAAGAAUGUCAGUUUCUUGAAUCGUAAAUGUGAAAAUCAUCGAUGAUUACAUUGGCAUUACAUCAGUUCCCUUAAUAUAGUGCAAAUUGUAUAUUUCUAAUAUAUAAAUGCACUUAUAUUGCCAUUUCUUUCUUUUUAACAUGUUCAAUAUAUUAACACAGCUGACGAAUGAAACAUGUAAAAUAUUACAUUAAUUUUUCGUGCUGAGCAUUCGUUCUAUAUACAUGUGUAAUGUAUUUAAAACGAAUUUCCAUAAGAGCGCACUGAUUUGAUCUUUUUUUGUCUUUGGAAAAACUUAUAAACACAUUAGAAACAUUUAAAGUAUAAUACUACCCUAAUAAAGACAACAACCCCAU
Plasmodium vivax (malaria parasite P. vivax) is the source of this 1689-nucleotide messenger RNA. Its product is annotated as Phist protein (Pf-fam-b). The record is from RefSeq and is a predicted model, not a curated record. The transcript has a single exon. The coding region runs from base 1 to 1119 and encodes 372 amino acids. NCBI's taxonomy places the organism in Eukaryota, Apicomplexa, Aconoidasida, Haemosporida, Plasmodiidae.